Clunio marinus is the source of this 186-nucleotide messenger RNA. The record is from the annotation of a GenBank genome assembly. Lineage: Eukaryota; Metazoa; Arthropoda; Insecta; Diptera; Chironomidae.
AUGCCAGUCAUCGAUGAUGGAAAUUGUGAACAAAGAAGUAUCAGAUUAAGAGCAUUCAUUCAUGUUCGCCGCAAAAGAAUCUCUUCGGGAAGUAAAGUAUUCUUAAAGACUGUAGUUUGUCUUUUAAAGAUCAUCACAAAGUCUGAAGCUAAACGAGGUCUUGCAAUGCAAAUUUGGGUUAAUUAA